Molecule: messenger RNA, 6648 nt
Organism: Ochlerotatus camptorhynchus
Lineage: Eukaryota; Metazoa; Arthropoda; Insecta; Diptera; Culicidae
Exons: 4
Coding region: 340-6351 (2003 amino acids)
Biological process (GO): DNA integration
Molecular function (GO): nucleic acid binding
Source: RefSeq, a predicted model, not a curated record
CGCCAAUGAAACUAUUAAUAUAACGUGUUCUAAGAGAAAAUAUUGAAUUUACUAGUGAAAUUUGUUGGAUACUGGAAUUAAAAUAUUACCGGUUUAUUGCAGAUAAAUAGAAAUUUGGAAUAGGUCCAGGACCAUCUGUAAAGCAUAGUUGAAGUGAGCAGUGGAUUCGAGUAAUUGGGCUACUGAAUCGUAAGUAAGGUUAUGGAGGAAAUUAACAGUUUAUUAAUUAUUGUACACCUAUUUUAGUUUUGAAGCAACCGAUAAUAAAGCUGUCGAAAGUCAGAACAAGCUCAAACGGAUACCCUGCUCUCUCUGAUAACAUUCUUCAAAAGAUUCAAAAUGAGCGAAGGAGGAAACUCUUCCCAGGGAACACCGGAGGUGGACGCUUCAAUGCUCGGCUGUGUGGCCUGCGACCGUCCCAAUUCAGCCGACAACUUUGUCAGUUGUGAUCGUUGUGAGGGCUGGUGGCAUAUGUCCUGUGCUGGGGUAACGGACUCUAUAGAAGAUUGUGAGUGGGUGUGCAUCAAGUGCCUCCCUGUUCCUGCUCCGUCGAUAUCCGUCACUUCUACUUCUUCCGCGCGUCAAGCCAGACUGCAACUGGAACUGCGGCGGCUUACUGAAAUGCGUGAGCUCGAGAGAAUGGCCAUGAAUGUGGAACUCGAGCGCAAGUUCUUAGAACGGAAGUACCAGAUGAUGGAGAAAUCCUUGCAGGAGGAAGAAGAUGAUCUAGAAAGUGCUCGUAGUCACACCAUUAGGCAAGAAGACAUGAAACGGGCUAAGGACAUCGAAGAUUGGGUCGAGAAACAAUCAGCUGAUUUGGAAGAGUCUGGUUCGAUUAGAAGCCUUUCAGUGAAGUUGAUGGUGAAAAAGUUAGAGAAGACGAAAAUUAAUCCCGGAUCUGGUACUCAUUCCAGGAAAUCACCAGCCGUUAUUGGUAAUUCGGCCGAUAUCAGAGUAGGAACCAGAAUUCAACUACCACCACCGCCUGUUUCCUCCGGAGAACAAGGUUCGGUGGAUCUAGGAAAGAGAAAGGAAUUGUUGCAACCCCCAGAAGACAAACCGUCUGAUCUAACGUUCGAGCAAAUUGCAGCUUUGCAGGACCAUCUAGCGAGGUGCAAAAUGCAGCUACAGCCAACGGCAAGUGAUCCGAAUCCGUACGGAAUGUUGAAACCAUGCGAGCCGGAUGUCAGCAAAGGCGCUGUACCUAAAACCUGUUCGAAAUCGGUUCGACCUGCGAAGGAGAGGCUGUCUUUAUUUAUAACCAAGCCAGCCCCCGGGAACGUGAAUCCAGAAGGAAAUAGAGAAACCAGUACUAAGCGUAAAGAGCAAAACCCCAGAGUAAUCCUGCCAGAACACCUCUCCCCAAUAAAGCAGCGAAAUGCUACUAAUGCACCGCAGCAACAACGCGCUCAUGCGCCGCAGUGGAUUACUGAAACAGAACCUCGUCUUCUGAGUUCACUAGCGCGUAGACCAAAAGAAACGAGUCAGGAACGAAACCCAACGAACCCAACUAGCGUACAUGCGAAUAUCAUACCCACGAUACACGAUGAGCAGCAACUAAACGAAAUCGAUCCGGUAUUCGUGGGAAGCCAGCGAAGGACCCGCGCACGAGCUGCGGAACCACAAAACCUGCGAGAAGAAGGCUACGAUAUUGGACCUACACACCAACAACUGGCUGCUAGGCAAGUUCUACCACGUGACUUGCCAACAUUUUCAGGAAAUCCAGCUGAUUGGCCCGUCUUUAUUAGUCAAUACGAGUACACUACCGAUGCAUGUGGGUAUAGCGACGGGGAAAACAUGGUACGCCUCCAACGGUGCCUGAAGGGCCCAGCAUGGGAAUCUGUACGCAGUCGUCUGAUCCUACCGGCUUCAGUCCCCCUAGUGAUCCAAACACUCAAAAUGCGCUACGGACGUUCCGAGCUACUGAUCGAAUCACUAGCAGAAAGGGUGAGAACCGCACCUUCGCCAAAGGUAGACAAGCUGGAAAUGAUAAUCGAGUUUGGUACUAUGGUGCAGGCACUUUGCGAUCAUAUUAUCGCUGCACAUCUAUACGACCAUCUUGCGAACCCCACUUUGCUGAAAGAUUUGGUGGAGAAACUACCUGCCGAGUAUCGAAUGAGGUGGGCUGGACAUCGUAGACAGCAAAGGGAGGUAAAUUUGAAGACCUUCAGCGAUUUCAUGGAGGAGAUCGUCAGCGAUGCCUACAGCGUGUCGAACGUAGCCACUACUUUCGAACGAUACAGCAAACAGGAUCGCCCGAAGCCACGAGAUCGGAAUUUAAUUCACACUGAAGCGGGGAAGGUGGAUUGCUUGGUGUGUAAAAGAGAAGGACAUCGCGUAAAGGAUUGCAAAAUAUUCUCCGCCUUACCGGUCGACGACCGCUGGAAGAAGGUGCAAAGUUUGCAAUUGUGCCGAACCUGCUUGUCGAAUCACGGGCGAAGAGCGUGCCGCAGUACGAAACGCUGUGAGGUCGACGGAUGUCAAUAUCGGCACAAUCCACUCUUACAUGCUUCCGCUUCGAAGUACAAGGGACAAACCAGCGAGUCGCAUGUACAGUAUCACCUCAACGAAGCAUCCAUACCGUCUUUACUUUUCCGCAUACUUCCGAUCACAUUACACAAUGGUCUCAAAAGCGUGAAAAGGAAUUGGGCGUUACCGGUUCCCAAAUUGCUCAUCGGUGUCGAUAAUCUGCGACUGGCGCUUCCGUUAAAAACUCGGGAAGGUGUUACGGGUGGCCCUACGGCCGUCAAGACACGGUUAGGCUGGUGUGUCUACGGAGGUCAGCGUACUCAAGAACAUCCAGAAUACAGCUAUCACAUCUGUGAGUGUGGGGGAGAAGAGGCCUUUGACGAAGCCUUGAAGAAGUACUUUUCUUUUGAGGAGGCCGGAAUUAAACCAACGGGUGCGGUAAUGUCUGAAGAGGACAAACGAUGUGCCCGAAUAUUAGAAACUACUACUAAACGAGUCGGCGAGAGGUUUGAGUCGGGGCUGCUGUGGAAAUAUGAUAACUUUGAGUUCCCAGACAGUUACCCGAUGGCGGUCAAACGACUCCAGUGUCUCGAGAGCAGAAUGGCUAAGGAUCCGUCGCUCAAGCAAAACAUCUUGCGGCAGAUUGACGAGUAUCAGCAAAAGGGCUAUGCGCACCGAGCGACAGCGGAAGAAUUAGCAGAAACGGACCCUCGUCGCACAUGGUAUCUCCCCCUCGGAGCGGUGACCAACCCGAACAAGCCAGAGAAAGUUCGAUUAAUCUGGGACGCGUCCGCAAAAGUGGAUGGCAUAUCCUUAAACUCGGUUCUACUAAAAGGACCCGACAUGGUAACUCCACUGUGCUUCGUAGUCUUUCGGUUCCGACAAUAUACUGUAGCCGUAAGUGCAGACGUGAAAGAGAUGUUCCAUCAGGUCCGUACGAGAGGUGCGGAUCGUUCUGCACAAAGUUUCCUGUUCCGUGACGACCCUUCGGAAGAACCUCAAGUGUUCCGUAUGGACGUUGCUACAUUUGGUGCGACGUGUUCACCAGCCAUCGCACAGUACGUCAAGAACGCUAACGCAAGAUCUUUCGAGAAGGAGUUACCACGAGCUGUUGAGGGGAUAGUUUUCAAUCACUAUGUUGACGACUAUCUGGAUAGCUUCUCCACCGAGAAUAAGGCGAAACAAGUUGCGUCUGAAGUUCGAGAGAUCCACAAACGAGGAGGGUUCGAGAUUCGGAAUUGGUGUUCGAAUAGCCCAACGGUUCUUCAGCAUUUAGGGGAGAGUCAACAGCAUCCGGUGAAGCAAAUGUGUCUCGAUGAAAAGGAGCAAUCUGAACGCGUCCUGGGAAUGCGUUGGAUGACAAAGUCCGAUGAGUUAUGUUUUUCAGCUACGAUGCGUGGAGAUGUCGCAUCCAUCAUCGAGAACGGCCACAAGCCAACAAAGAGACAGAUUCUUCGGUGUGUGAUGUCUCUCUUCGACCCACUGGGAUUCCUCGCCCCAUAUUUGGUCUUCGGCAAGGUACUCAUUCAAAGCGCUUGGCGUUUAGGAAUCGGCUGGGAUGAGAAAGUAGACGAUCGGUUGUUCGAGCAAUGGCGCAAAUGGACUGAGAUGAUCGAUCACAUCAAUAGCGUUCGGAUUCCAAGAUGCUACUUUCGAAAGACAGGGGCCACCAAUUUAGCAAACGUUCAACUACAUACCUUCGUCGAUGCAGGCCGGGACGCUUGUGUCUGCGUGUCGUACCUUCGAGUUGUCAACGAAGAUGGAGAAGUGGAAGUAGCGCUAGUUUCCGCAAAAACGAAGGUUGUUCCGCUGAAACCAGUCACUAUUCCGAGAUUGGAGCUUCAGGCCUGCGUGAUGGGAACGCGUCUCGCAAAAUACAUUAUCGACGGCCAUUCCUACUCGAUCAAAAAGCGGGUAUUUUGGAGCGACUCAAGUGCAGCCCUCAGUUGGAUUGGUGCGGAUCCUCACAAGUACAGUCCCUAUAUAGCGUACCGAGUGUCCGAAAUAUUGGAAGCGACCGACCGCACCGAGUGGCGCUGGGUAGCAUCGAAAGAUAAUCCAGCUGACGAGGCUACGAAGUGGGGAGCUGGACCGUAUUUCAAUUCCAACAGCAUCUGGUACAGCGGACCUGAAUUUCUAUACUUACCUGAGCGAGAUUGGAAGAGAGGUGAUCCGGAAAAAUCAGGAGAAGAAGAGCUACGAGCUUGUUACGUUCAUCGGGAGAUACAUGUUCCCGAAUGUAUUGUAGACAUCGAACGAUUCUCGAAGUGGACGCAUUUGCAACGCGUCAUGGCAUACGUUCACCGUUUCACCAACAACUGUCGCAAUGUUCGCCUUAACACCAAGGUUCUUACGAAGAAGGAGCUGAAAAUGGCCGAAAACUCAAUUUUCCGACUAGUUCAGUGGCAAUCCUUUCCUGACGAGAUUAUCACCCUGUCUACAAAUCGUUUCCUCCCGUCAGAGCAACAACGACCGUUAGAGAAAUCCAGCACUAUCUACCAGGUCACACCAAUGCUGGAUGAAUUUGGAGUUCUACGCGUGAACGGCAGAAUCGCGGCAGCGCAAUGUGCUUCAACUGAUGCCAAAUACCCCAUCAUCAUUCCGAGGAAACAUCGACUGGCAGCGCUUCUGGUGGAUCACUAUCAUCGUCAACUCAAGCAUGGCAACAAAGAGACCACAGUCAAUGAGAUUCGUCAACGUUUUCAUAUUCCGAAGCUUCGCUCUUUCGUGAAUUUCGUCACAGCUCGGUGCAAUCUUUGCAAGAUACGGAAAGCACGACCGAGCAUUCCACAGAUGGCCCCACUUCCGCAAGCCAGAUUAUCACCAUUCACCCGUCCAUUCAGCUACGUUGGACUAGACUAUUUUGGUCCCUUUCUUGUGAAAGUUGGGCGUAGUAAAGUGAAAAGGUGGAUUGCGCUCUUCACUUGUCUGACGAUACGAGCCGUCCACCUGGAAAUCGCGAGCAACUUGACAACUGAAUCCUGUGUAGCGUGCGUUCGUCGAUUCGUGUGCCGUAGAGGAUUUCCCGUUGAAAUCCACAGCGAUAACGGCACCAACUUUCAAGGUGCAGAGCGAUUACUACGUGAGCAAAUCAAUACCAAGCUUGCGACUACGUUCACCAGUUCAACAACAGCUUGGCGAUUCAUUCCCCCGGGUGCACCUCACAUGGGCGGCGCCUGGGAGCGAAUGGUCAGAUCCGUGAAAACAGCGCUGACGGCAGCCUAUAACAAUGAAAAACUAGACGAUGAUGCUUUGCACACGAUGAUUGUAGAAGCAGAAUCCAUAGUCAACAGCAGGCCGUUGACCUACCUUCCGCUGGACUCUGCGGAGCAGGAAGCAAUCACCCCUAACCAUUUCCUUCUAGGGAGCUCAGCCGGCGUCAAGCAACCAGUCGUGCAGUACGAAGAUAACAACGCACUCUUGAAGCGAUCGUGGGCCAUGAUCCAAGAACGGCUGAACUCGUUUUGGAAGCGGUGGGUACGGGAGUACUUACCCACACUAACUAGAAGAACGAAAUGGUUUGGCUCGGAGAGGAAUGUUGCAGCAGGGGACCUAGUAAUAAUCAUAGAUGAUACCAGAAGGAACGGAUGGACGCGUGGUCGCGUUUUGGAAGCCAUAACUGCUGCGGAUGGCAGAGUUCGGCAGGCGAUCGUUCAAACGAAUGGAGGUAUACUCAGAAGACCGGUCUCCAAGCUUGCAGUUCUUGAUGUGGCCAAGGAAGAUGGAACCAAGGAGGCUCACUGGUUCCACCGGGGGGAGAAUGAUGCCACAAAGACAGACCAGCUGGGAGCCCGGCCACGCAACCGAGCAUUGAAGCUGCGUUCUCCAUGCGUGACGGUAGGACUAACUGUCAACGAUGACAAAAGGAACGACGAACAAUGAUAUACGGGCAGACGCCAAUGAAACUAUUAAUAUAACGUGUUCUAAGAGAAAAUAUUGAAUUUACUAGUGAAAUUUGUUGGAUACUGGAAUUAAAAUAUUACCGGUUUAUUGCAGAUAAAUAGAAAUUUGGAAUAGGUCCAGGACCAUCUGUAAAGCAUAGUUGAAGUGAGCAGUGGAUUCGAGUAAUUGGGCUACUGAAUCGUAAGUAAGGUUAUGGAGGAAAUUAACAGUUUAUUAAUUAUUGUACACCUAUUUUAGUUUUGAAGCAACCGAUAAUAAAGCUGUCGAAAGUCAGAA